Mesorhabditis belari is the source of this 2616-nucleotide messenger RNA. The record is from the annotation of a GenBank genome assembly. NCBI's taxonomy places the organism in Eukaryota, Metazoa, Nematoda, Chromadorea, Rhabditida, Rhabditidae.
AUGCUGAGGCGAUUCUCUCAUCUCUCCGCCGUCUUUAUUUUUCUCUUUACAUGGAUUUUUGAAUACGGGUACUCAAUCGAUUUUCCAACCUACAAGCCAAGCGAGCAAUAUAAGUGCGGUGCAUUUCUUCGUGGUCGCGUGGAUGACCGUGCCCUCUCCCUCUAUUACGGCGGAAUUCGACAAUUCGUUGACUGGCUCUCAUUACCAUUUCCACAUCGAGAGCUCUUGUCCAACGAUGCUCUCCGUGGGGAUCUCAACGAGUGGCGGGAUUCUCUCGAGAAUCGAACUCUACAGUGGGUCUCCUGGCAGCAAUGGUGGCUUUCGGUAGCGGUUGGAGUGUUGAUUCUUUCAAUUCUCUUCCCAAUCUGCUACAUUCUCUACCGAUGUUGUGUUUGUUGUUGUGAUGAUGGAGGGAAGAAGACUUCAACUGACACAGAAUAUGAUGGAUGUAAAAGAAAUUUCCUCAACAUCGUCAUUGCAGUGCUGGUCGUUAUCAAUGUAUUCGCUGCAGCCUCGCUUCUCGUCACAUCUCAAUAUGCUGAGUAUGGGUUAGAAGAGUUGCCAAAUCGAUUGAAUCAAUGCGUUGACGAUUUGAAUUUGUACAAAAGGGAGACUGAUUUGAAAGUCCGAAAGCUGCUGAUCGAUGAUUUCAAUUUGGCAAGCGAGUCGUUGAUGCAACAGAUCAGUCACGCCGGGCACUCCGUCAUUGAUCGCGUCAAGAAAGUCACUGGAGCUCACGCGAUCGAUAUUUUCCUCAACAUAACACAAGGAGCCAAUGACGUGCGACAUGUGCUUCUCGAAGUGGCACAACAGGCGCGAGAGCUCAACGAGGCUGCUGGCCAGUUCGCUGUCGAGUUUGGACGAUUGAGGAAAACGGCUGAAAAUGAAAUUGCUCAAUGUACACAUACUGAACCAGAUUCUUUGAAAACAAUGUGCCUACAAGCUCAACGCCUUCUCGAUAACAUCAGUAGCAUUAAGUUCGAAAUCAGUGAGCAAUUCUUGAUGGGUGACAACGCUAAAGCUUUGACGAGGAUAGCUGAAGCGAGCGUCUCGAGUUUGCUUGUUCAAUCUAAUCAGCAAUUCAUUGUUCUCGAAAAUGAGCUACAAAGGGAUAUCAAUCAGAGAUCGUAUGCUGCUCAAAACAUGCUCAAAACUAUCGGCGAUGACUUGUUUCAAACAGCUGAGAGCGUUUCAACGUACAUCAGACAAUUAAACUUUGAUCCUCUCUACCAGGCUAUCGCCGUUUACAAUGGAGACAAGUACUUCCCAGUCAAAGAUUACAUCCACUACAGUUGGUACAUUUCAUUAGCUGUGACCGGAUUGGUGUGCCUUGCUUCUCUCUCAUUCUUGUUCGGUCUCUUUUUCGGGAUUUGUGGCCGAAGACCCACCUAUUACAAUGAUGAUUGCUGUGUUCGAUCGACUGGUGCAAGCUUCUAUUCUUGUGGAAUCUGGAUGUUGCUAUGUCUGUUCACGGUUCUCUCGGUGCUGACGGUGGUGUUGAUGCUGAUCUUUGCUAACGUGACUCAUAUGGUAUGCAAUCCACUCGAUGAUCCGUUAGCAAGACCGGAUGUGAUGUCGUUUGUCGAGCGUUACAUCGAGAUGGCAAAGCAUCAAGACAACUGGAAUCAAUCUGAACUUGGUCAAAUAUUAGACUCGAGAAGUCCCGUUGAACUGAUUCGAGCGUGUCAACGAAAUGAAACCUUCUAUCAAAUGUUUGAUCUCGAUAAGAAAUACCAUCUGGCUGAUCUCAACAAAUUCGAUCAAGAUGCCAUCAAGCAAUUGGACGAUUAUUUGGAGAAAAUCCUUGGAGAGUUGCCGAUUGAGAAACCGUUGGGAGCGUUUGUGUCGGAAAAGGAAUUGGAAGAACUACACUCACUCUCUGACAUCAAUAUCACACAAUUAUCAGCUGAUGGACUAGCAAAGAUCAAAAGAACUAUCGAUUCUUUGGAUUUGAUGUCAAAGGUGAAUGAGUUCACAACGGAAGCCGAUUCGAUUGGCGGAGGAAAACCACAAGCAGUUAGCUCAAUCAUCGAGCAAAUUCAAGAGAUUGACGUCAGAAUUGCUCAGCCUUUGCGAAGCCGACUUGAGAUUUUGUAUAAAAAUUUGACAGUCCUGGAUACAAGACUCCAUGAACUCCAAGUUCCGGUCUCUUCUCUUAUCGGAAAGCUCGAACAUGCACAAGCGCUUCUUUCACAGGACGUUCGUUCUCACGUUGAGCAAGCAGCGAAAGACAUCUUGAGGCAAUUGAUCGGCACCUUUGAAUCAUACGUUGGGCAUGCAAAGUUCCAGAUUGAAAGCGAUGUCUCUUCUUGUGGGCCGAUCUCUGAUAUCGCUCGAAACUCUAGAACCGCUGUUUGUGGACAUACAAUUGAUCCAAUAAAUGGUGCCUGGAUGUCUCUCCUAAUUUCCCUUCUCGUUUCAUUCCCUAUUGUCUGUAUGGCGACAGCCCUUCGACGACUUUACAACAAAAUGCAUUCCUUCCCGAAAUACGUUGUCCACGAGCCGAACUCGAUCGACCAUCAAAUGUCCUCAUUUGUCACUGACAUCUAUGAUGCGAGGAUAAAACCUGGUUACCCGAACUAUUCCUACAUGGACGAUUACCACCGAACAUACCGC